AUGGGAACUGGCGCGGCCGGACCAUGCCUUCGUGCGAGCCGACUGGACCGAGCAUACUGGCCGCUCGUCGCCAUCCCUCAGUUGGGAGAGACGGAUGAGCCCGGGUUGAUCCCCAUCGCGCUUCCGCCUGGGGUGCCGUCUACCCUGUCCGGGUGGCCUAUUCGCUCCGUAGGAAUCCCUAAUGAACAGGCGAUGCGUGACCUCGAUUGGAAUCCUUUCCAGGACUACCUGGAUACGUUCGCAUCCGAGCUGAGCUCUAGCUUGAGAAACGUAUGGGCAGGCAUCACAAAGAAGGCGACGGGGGCAUUUGGGAAACGUCAACACAAAGCAGAAUUGAUACAGCCCAACAAUGUCAACCGAAAUCACUUCUACCCUGUUCGGAAUGGCGCGGUCCUCGCCAGCGUCUUCCGCGACCAGCGGAGUCGCCGGCCUUGCGUCGUUUACAUGGUAGCGCCUGGCACGACUGCCCCUGAUCAGACGAGACCUAGUCGCAUAAGGAAAGACUAUCGACCCGACACACUAAGCCAUGUUGCCGCACAUCUUGGUGACGUUGAGCGUUGCAUCAUGGGCCACCGACUGAGUCUCACAAGCAUACCUGGGACCUUAGUUGGCCGGUCUUUCGAGUUCAGCGAGUGGGCUAUGUGGUGGAGGCCCGAACUUGGCAGAAGACUAAGGCGUCCAGAGGCCGGCCAUCCGUUCCACACCCCUCCAUCAACUAUCCUGUGGAUAUACUCCAUGGUUCUGCAUCAUAUGGUGGCGGCACGGGUGCGGGAUUAUCCGCGGCUGCCAGAUUGUCUCAGCGGACGGAGGGAUGCCGUGUUUUACUCGGGUGCCUGGUACUUCAACCUUGUCAGAACGGGCGAGUGCGUUGGGUGUGGGAGGCUGCUGAUGCGGGAGCUUCGGCAGUUCUUUCCGGAACUCAUGGAUAGCGAGGGGUGUAUCGACAUUGUCGUCCUUAGGGAUAGGAAGAGUGUUGAAGAGCCAGAGCGUACACUGGGUCAUAGGUCUCACGAGCGCAUUUGA
Messenger RNA from Anthostomella pinea, 1023 nucleotides. The record is from the annotation of a GenBank genome assembly. Lineage: Eukaryota; Fungi; Ascomycota; Sordariomycetes; Xylariales; Xylariaceae.